Molecule: messenger RNA, 5506 nt
Organism: Orcinus orca (killer whale)
Lineage: Eukaryota; Metazoa; Chordata; Mammalia; Artiodactyla; Delphinidae
Gene: BBX
Product: BBX high mobility group box domain containing
Exons: 21
Coding region: 575-3400 (941 amino acids)
Biological process (GO): regulation of transcription by RNA polymerase II
Cellular component (GO): nucleus
Molecular function (GO): DNA-binding transcription factor activity, RNA polymerase II-specific; RNA polymerase II transcription regulatory region sequence-specific DNA binding
Source: RefSeq, a predicted model, not a curated record
AUGUGGAGCAGUGUACAGUGAAGCGGAGGCAGAGCGGCUCCGCGAGCUCCUCUCUCUCCACUUUCCCAUAGAGAACCCCUGACUGGCCGCUGAGGGCGAGCCACACACACGCCCUCGCGCCCGGCGAGCCCGCGAGGCAGCGCCGCCCGAGAGGGGCACGGGAGCCGCGGCGCGGGCAGGAGCAGCCUGAGGAAAACAACAACAGAGCCCUCACGCCGGCGGGCGGCUCUUGGCCGCCUGGGGAGCCCCAAACUUCAUCUCGGCGAAAGUCACUAUCAUAUGACAAAGGCUUUGCUGCAGUUCAUCUUCCUCCCUGUGUACUUUCCAUUUGCCUUCCUGGAAUGAAAAUAGAGAAAAGCUUCAAAGCGAGAAGAGUACUAUGCACAUUUCUAUUUCUGCUGAAAUGACUAUAGUGACAACUACCGAAACAGGGACAGCCCCAAGAGAAGCAGAUCUGUUGGCUGGACUUCUGAAGAGAAGAAUGGCGUAAGAAUUCUGCUGCAUCACAGAAGCUGGAAGUUCUGAUGUUCCAUUGAAAUCACAAUGGAAAGUCUUGACUUGACCGGUCACAGUAAUGAAAGGCAGUAAUAGAAAUAAAGAUCAUUCCGCAGAAGGAGAAGGGGCUGGAAAACGACCAAAACGAAAGUGUCUUCAGUGGCAUCCAUUGCUAGCAAAGAAACUUCUUGACUUUUCAGAAGAGGAAGAAGAGGAAGACGAAGAGGAGGAUAUUGAUAAGGUUCAACUUCUUGGGGCCGAUGGUCUAGAGCAAGAUGUCGGUGAAACUGAAGAUGAUGAAUCACCAGAACAGCGAGCCCGGAGACCAAUGAAUGCAUUUCUCUUAUUUUGCAAACGUCAUCGCUCCCUUGUACGUCAGGAACACCCCAGGCUUGAUAACCGAGGUGCUACCAAGAUACUAGCUGAUUGGUGGGCUGUUCUCGAUCCAAAGGAAAAGCAGAAAUACACAGACAUGGCCAAGGAGUAUAAAGAUGCAUUUAUGAAAGCAAAUCCUGGCUACAAAUGGUGUCCUACCACAAACAAGCCUGUGAAAUCCCCAACAUCCACUGUCAAUCCACGGAAGAAACUGUGGGCCUUCCCAUCUGACUCUUCAAGAGACUUGUCAAGCCCCAAGAAAGCAAAGACUGAAGAAAUGCCUCAGCUGAACUUUGGGAUGGCUGAUCCUACUCAAAUGGGAGGCCUGAGCAUGCUGCUUUUAGCUGGAGAACAUGCUCUUGGUACACCCGAGAUAUCCUCUGGCACCUGCAGGCCUGAUGUUUCAGAAUCCUCUGAAUUGCGUCAGAAGUCACCAUUAUUUCAGUUUGCCGAGAUAUCUUCAGGUACCUCCCACCCUGAUGUUCCUUCAAAACAAUGUCAAGCAUCAGCCUUGUUUCAGUUUGCAGAGAUUUCUUCGAACACUUCACAGUUGGGCAGUGCUGAACCUGUAAAACGCUGUGGGAAGUCUGCACUCUUUCAACUGGCAGAGAUGUGCCUGGCAUCAGAGGGGGUGAAAAUGGAAGAAUCAAAGCUGAUAAAAGCAAAAGAAUCAGAUGGCGGAAGAAUCAAAGAAUUGGAGAAGGGCAAGGAAGAAAGAGAAAUAAAAAUGGAGAAAAUAGAUGAAGCCAGGUUACAGAAAGAAGCAGAAUUUGAAAAAUCAGCUAAGGAAAAUGUAAGAGAUUCUAAGGAAUUAAGAAAUUUUGAGGAGCUGCGAAUGGAUGAUAUAAUGGGUAUAAAAAUGGAAGCUCCCAAAGAAAUUAAAAAGGAAGAAUUAGAGGAAGAUCAAAAGUGUAGUCACUUCCCUGAUUUUUCUUACUCUGCCAGUAGCAAGAUCAUAAUAAGCGAUGUUCCCAGUAGAAAGGAUCACAUGUGCCAUCCUCAUGGAAUUAUGAUCAUUGAGGAUCCCACAGCAUUAAGCAAACCAGAAAAGCUAAAAAAGAAAAAGAAGAAAAACAAAAUGGAUCGACAUGGAAAUGAUAAAUCCACACCCAAGAAGACUUGCAAAAAGAGGCAGUCCUCGGAAUCUGAUAUCGAGAGUGUCAUGUACACCAUUGAAGCUGUUGCAAAGGGAGACUGGGGCAUCGAGAAGCUUGGAGAAACCCCUCGCAAGAAGGUCCGCACGUCCUCAAGUGGCAAGGGAAGCAUUUUGGAUGCCAAGCCACCAAAGAAGAAAGUGAAAUCAAGAGAGAAGAAAAUGUCAAAGGAGAAAUCCUCAGACACCACCAAAGAGUCAAGACCUCAAGAUUUUAUCAGUAUUUCUGCCAGCAAGAACAUUUCUGGUGAGGUGCCAGAGGGUAUAAAAGCAGAACCAUUGACCCCUACGGAGGAUGCAUUACCACCCAGCCUAUCGGGACAGGCCAAGCCUGAGGACAGUGACUGUCACAGAAAAAUAGAGACUUGUGGCUCCCGGAAAUCCGAGAGGUCUUGCAAAGGUGCUCUUUAUAAAACCCUGGUGUCUGAGGGUAUGCUCACCUCUCUGCGAGCUAAUGUUGACAGAGGGAAACGAAGCUCAGGAAAAGGAAACUCCUCUGAUCACGAAGGGUGUUGGAAUGAAGAAAGCUGGACAUUUAACCAGAGUGGGACCAGUGGAAGCAAGAAGUUCAAGAAGACAAAGCCAAAGGAAGACUCUCUCCUUGGCUCAGCAAAGCUGGAUGAAGAAUUUGAAAAGAAAUUCAACAGCCUCCCUCAGUAUAGUCCUGUUACAUUUGACCGGAAAUGUGUACCUGUCCCAAGAAAAAAGAAGAAGACUGGAAAUAUGUCCUCAGAACCGACUAAAACCAGCAAAGGUCCUUUCCAGUCUCAGAAAAAGAACUUAUUCCACAAAAUUGUCAGCAAAUAUAAGCACAAAAAGGAGAAGCCUAAUGUUCCGGAAAAAGGAAGUGGGGAUAAAUGGUCAAACAAGCAACUCUUCUUGGAUGCCAUUCACCCUACAGAAGCCAUAUUUUCAGAAGACAAAAACACCACAGAGCCUGCUUAUAAGGUUAAAAAUGCCCCAUCCAUUCCCAGCACUCCAGAGCCAACAACAACGCAAGAACCCUUGGUGGGCAGUCAAAAGAGAAAAGCAAGGAAAACCAAGAUCACACACCUUGUCAGGACGGCAGAUGGCCGGGUAUCACCAGCAGGAGGUACUUUGGAUGACAAACCAAAGGAACAACUGCAGAGGAGUCUUGCUAAGGUGACCGAGACGGGCUGCAAUGACGAAUGCUCACACAACCGGGAGGCCACGGAGACGCGGAGCAGCACCCCGGAGAUGCCAGCCGUGUCUGCGUUCUUCAGCCUCGCUGCGCUGGCCGAAGUGGCCGCCAUGGAAAAUGUGCACAGAGGUCAGAGAUCAACUCCGCUCACCCAUGAUGGACAGCCAAAAGAAAUGCCACAGGCUCCUGUACUUAUUUCUUGCGCUGACCAGUGAAGCGCCCUUUAAUUGUAAAACAUUGUGCUUUACCUACUACCCUAGCCUUGUCUUUACUGAGAGAUGCUAGUGAGUCCAUGUGGUGGAAAAUAUAGACUGCAAACAAGUGCUUGUUGCCCUACACGGCCCAGAUUCACUUGAAGCAGAAGUUGGCACCCUGGGCCAGUUUGUUCUUUCAGAACCCAGAGUCUUUGAGGGUGAUGUUAUCUGUCUGAUAAUGAGCAGAAACGGGAUGAUCCUAGAGCUUUGCUUUCUAUUGAAGGCUUUUGAUGGUAAUAGGUGGUAACUUGGUAAAAGGCUGCCUUUACUGUAGCUCAUCCAGCAUCUCUUUUACCAACCAGAGAGUGUGAAACUAGUUUCGUAUAUUACCUAGUUAUUCUUUCAAAACAAAAACAAAAAACAAAAAAAACAAAAACUGACACACUGCACUAGUUAUUAUUAGAUAUUCUUAGUCUUUUUUGUACAUGGAGAUUUAUGUUCUAAGAUGGUUUAUAUAAUAGGUUAUACCUACAUUUAUAUUGUAGAAUAAUAUUAAAAAGCCUGUUCCAGAGACUCCCAGACAGCACGGGCAGGCAGAUGUACCAUUGUUAGCGGUGUAUGCUCGGCCUUGUGGUCCAUAUAUUCUGCACUUUUAUAUUUGCCACCAGAGUGGUAGUUUGCUGGCAAAAAGAGAAAGAGAGAGAAGAAGAAAAAUUACAGUUCUUACAAGCAGAAUUUUUUUCUUAGCCUUGAGUGACCAAGAAGAAUUUGCUUGGGUCAAAUUGUGGCGAAUAUUUUCCCAGACAGGGGAAGAGUCCAGCAGAUUACAGAUUACUGAUGUUUUCAUGCCUUGAGGAUUCUUUUAUUUUUACACAAGGGUCUGAGUGACCAAUGGAUCGUUCAUACAGACAAAAAAAGAAAAAUAUUAUUCAGAAGUGACCUUAGUAUUACUUCACUAUUCAGAACACAUUGAAGACACACCCACUUCAUGUGGACUUUGAGCUACAGACCUUUUACAUCCAUCCCAGACAGACUGGACGGGUAGCAAUUGCUAUGCACAGCCUAAUUGGCACUGCAGGUUUUUAGAGCCAUUUUGAGUUUUUGUGGUUACGGAGGUAUUGAUGAGGGAGGUGUGCCUGACCAGAGUGGGACUCGCAGUUAUAGAUCCAACCUGCAAGUUUCCUGUUUCCUUUUCAUGUUUUGUUGCUUUUGAACAUAAAACCAACCAUACAUAUGCCAGUGCAAGUGGAUUAACUGGCUUAGAACAUUCAACAUAUUGACUCCACCACCUGACGUUCACAGUAUCUUGUUUCUUAGCAACAGAUGCAAAGUGAUAAAUCAAAAUUAGUCGGCGGCUACAGAUUUUACAGGGUAUUUGUUCCAUAGCACAAAGUAUUUCCCCACUCUUGCAUCACAGCACAAACUACCAAAUUUUAAUUAUUGGAUUCCAGCAAUAAUUUUUACUGGUUUUCAAACUGGCGGAAUUUUGAUAGUGUUAGUUCAAGUUUGAAACUUUUGAAUUAGAUCUCUAAAUGGUGACAGUUUACAAGGUUUUAUCUAGCUUUCUUAUUUAUACUUGACUGAAUUGUAAUGAUGAUUUUUUUUCUAAUCGUAAUUUGACCUAAUAGCCAUACAAAAAAAUGACUCUAUUAGUACUGACUAGGUUUAGCUUUUCACGGUUGUAGAUAUUACUUCAGUUUCGGUGCUGGAAAAUAUGUACAACAUACUAACAGAAUUGAAAAAGAACAGAGAGAUUUGGGCGUUUUUUUUUCAAAGCAGGUAAAGAGGGCAUCAGGGCAUUGGAAUGGUGUCCUCAAAAAUGCAUAUUCCUUGUGGGCAUGGAGGAAGAAGGAAUUAGUAAGCAAGGUUAAUCAGAGGCAGAAGCUUAACCCCAUUCACACAGAAAUAAAUCAGGUGAGCAACCCCAGAUUUUAGCAUGAGAUUUUUACUAUGAUGCUGUUGUAUUAAUAUUUUCUAAAUUUCGAAACACAAAUUGAAUGUUUGAAAAUUGCUGGGUCCCAGUGUUGGUGGCUGUUGGAGUUUCUGGACCACUUGCUAGCAGUGAUUUAAAAAUUAUAAUUAGCUAAAAUCCAAAAAAAAAAAAAGAAUCAACAACAAAAAUUGUUU